Molecule: messenger RNA, 4716 nt
Organism: Rhincodon typus (whale shark)
Lineage: Eukaryota; Metazoa; Chordata; Chondrichthyes; Orectolobiformes; Rhincodontidae
Product: F-box only protein 15
Exons: 10
Coding region: 182-1645 (487 amino acids)
Molecular function (GO): protein binding
Source: RefSeq, a predicted model, not a curated record
GUGGGUGAUGGUCGUCGAUGUUCCGUCUCGUUCCCACUCCUGGGGGAGUCUCGGAGGACCUCACUCUUUUCAAACGUUUUGUAUAUCGACACUGAACAGCCUGUUGGUCGAUUUUAUUUCCUUAUUUUGUUCAAAAGCCACUGUAAUCCCCGUAUAGGCACCCCGCGUCUUGCCGGUUUCCAUGGCAACAGGUGGUGGUUGGAGCCAACGGCCCAGGCAGUGCACCGCAGUUAGUUUUGGAUAUAAAUGGAAUUCGAGUCUGUCCUCCAGGACCAUACAUUUAGGUCGAGCUAAAGGCUGUAAAUUGAGAUCUGCAAAUCUGAUCACCAUUGAGAGCUUACCAUGGGAAGUUCUACUGCAAAUCUUUUCCUACUUGGAUAUAUCAUCCUUGUUGUGUGCAGGCUGUGUCAGCAAGUCCUUCUACCAGGUAGCUAAUGACAAUUUAAUUUGGCAUAGAAUCUACUGCAGGUAUUUCACAUAUAAGCGAAAGGCCUGGAAGCCCAAGGGUGUAGACAUAGCUACUGAGAAACUAAGCAGAAUUUCAAUACACGACUAUCCCACAGGAUUCUGGAAAAAAGAGUACAUAUGCAAAUAUGCAGGCCUGGGCACAAGAGGAGUGGGGCAGUUAUUGAAACCCAUCAAUCGUUUUACAGGAUUGCCAUCAAAAUACAAAGAAGCUGUGAAGGCUCUUGGAAUUACUUGGAUAAUAGUUCUCAGAGAAAAGAAUGGGAAAGAACAUGUGAAGGAGCAAAGUAAGGCCUACUUCAAUGAAACAUCUACUACUUUAUGCUGGAACAGUACAGUUUGGCCUUCUCUUUCUAGUCUGAAAGCACUCUGUGUAUAUGGAGUUACACCAUUGUUUUGUCCGAGUAAAACUCCUGCAAUAAAUGGACCUCGCCGGCGAUCCCUACUUGCGGAGUAUAGUCUGACAAAUCUGGAAGAAUUGAGUACGUGUGUAGGUGGAGACCAGCUUAUCAAGCUGCAGUGCUUAUACCCUGGCAUGUUGUUGGGAUGUUGGCAAGAAGAUGGAGAAUUGGCUGUUAUCAUUGCAAACCUUCACUUCCAUCAGCUCAUUGAGAGGAGUACUUUAGGAUCAGUCACCUGCCAAUAUUCGUCACCACCUCAUGAGCCAAUGUUGGAUGAUAUUGAUCCAGAAUAUGGGUUGCAUGGCUACCAUUGCCACAUUGCCUUACAUAAUGGAAAAAGUUCUUUCAUGUCUGGUAGUUUCCAUAACAUCAUCUGUAGAAAAGAAUUCAUCCAGAAUGGCUUUUUGCGAAUAACAGUUAUCAGUUCAAAGAAAGAAUCACAGCACAGCACUAUCACUGGAAAUCUCUACUUACCUUGGAAUACAGAGUUCUUAAAAGGAAACAUCCAGCACUGUUGCUUAAUGGAUGUGACUAUUUUGGAUGAAGCAGAAAAACCAUUUUGGUGUCUAAGUUCGCCAGUAGCACUGCACUCAGUUAGUACAUCUACUAUAAGAUAUAACUACCUGGGCGAGAGACAGGCAAUUGAUUACAAGGAUCCUGAAGGAAAAGUUCAUAUAGAGCUAAUGUGGUUGGAAGAAGAAAAGCAAUAUUACAUUGUCAACCUUGUCCUUUAUUUUAGUGUUAAAAAAGUAAAUGCCUGGUUUGCAACAAAUUAUUAAUUGUCCAUAUGAAGCCCUAUGUGGCUGACUUUAGCAAACAUCUGUUCCGUGCACGUAAACUGACGUCCCAAUCUGACUGAGUCAUUAGGCUGAAUUUUGUGAAGACUUCCAAGAUUCAAAAUUAAGUGUAUCUUUACAAAACAAUUUCUGAUAUGGUCAUAAUCCAAGGUAACUGGAUUUCAACCUCAAACUCCUUUCUUUCUGAUGUUGGUUGCUUCUAUUUUAGAAUGAUUAUUAUUUGCUAAAGUCCUUCAGUAUUUUCCUGAUUACUCUAGACAACAAUCAUGUUUUCAGCCGGUAUAAGAACAGGAGAUUGCUGUGUGGCCUGUUCCGUUUGUAAUGUUUACGAUAAAGUGGUAUGAGAACAAUUUGCAAUGACUUUUAUAAGACCUGUUCAGCGAAGGGUGACUUGCUUGCAUCUUUGCUUAACUCUUGCCUUUUAAGAACUCCAACUUUGAAUAACUUUUGAGGUUCGAAGAUUCUGAAAAGAAACUCAAAUAAAAGCAAAGGAAAAUUAAAAAAAAAAAAAGGGCUUAGAGGAAUAAAUGGGUUAAACUGAAUUCAGAUACCUUACGAUAGUGUAGGAAAUCUGUAUCUUGGUUUAUGUUGUGGGAUAUAAUCUUUACCAUAUUUCCUUAAGCUGAACCUGCAUUACCAAUGCUCACAUUCUUUCAGUAGCUGAAACUUGUACCCAUUUAAUUUGAAAGAAGUGUAGAGCACUUCCUGACCUGCUUUGAUUCAAGAGACCUCAAUCAGCUCCAGCAGUUGAAAAGCUGGUGAGUAGCUUUGGUUCUAAUUAAGCUCGAGGAUGCUGAUGGAGAAUGGUCAAGUAGCUGAAGUGAGUCUUUUGGAACUCACUAAUGCAGCUGAUUUUUAAAUGUUAGACCAUUUUGGACUGUUGUUUUCUGUAGUAUUUUGAAAGGGUAAUUAUAACCAGUUGAUUCACUAUUGCGUCACUUCUUUGAAUGUUUUGUAGAAUUUUCAAAAUUAGUGUAGAUUUUCUUAAAACAUUCCAGCUUUUAAUGCCAAAAUAUUCUAAGUAGAAAAUGUGCAAUAAUAUUUCAGGGACCGUUGCACAGUUACCUAAUCAACUGGCUAAAAUUGCCAUUGUAAAAACCAUUUGUUCUAGCUGUCCAAAUCUGUUUAAUAUUUAGAAGCCAGCUCCCUUCCGGUUCUUGUCAACUUAUAAUUGAAGAGAAAGCAUAGUUGAUGAGGUGUUAAUUAAAUUCUUUUUGGAAUUCAAAUAUAUUCUUUGUCCUGUUGUGUUCUGUCUUUUUAUAGCAAGCUUCCUGUUCUGUUUGUUUUAACUGCAGUAAUAGCAGUUGGAUGGCAAAAGCUAGCUAUUUGGUUAUAAUCUCUGACAUCAUAAUUUUAGGCAUUCAUCGAGGUCAGUUUCAAGAAAUGUGGACAGCUCACUUUGUUUUUGUUUUUCUGAAAGCAGGCUGAUAUUGACAGUCUUAGAUUCUUGCAUCAGUAAUGCUGUAGAAGUCUUGCUCAGCUCCUUUUCACCAAAAGCACUGAAUGGAACAGUGCGAAUGCAUUUAAAAGCUAUAUCUUUGAUUUCAUGAAGACCAGUUAGCCACUUGUGUGAUGGUUUAAUUAUGCUUCUCCUUAUUGGUAUAAUAUUUGGGAAUGAUUAACCAAAAAAAAAUUAAGUUAAACAAGUACUACAAUAGAUUAAUCUUUGAAUAUAUUUUGCUGGUGCAUUCAUUUUCUGGAUAAAUAGGUAGUAUGUGACAAAAAUAGGUAGUAUGUGACAAAAAUAGUUUUGACAUUGAAGCUUCUCAAAUUUUAUUAAAAUUACUUUAUUUAAAAUUACACAAUUUAGAAGACUUCUCUUGCUUAUCAAAAAUUAGAAUUAUUAAAAACCUGGAGUUACUUGACGCCUCUCUGGUACCAAGUCUUGUUUGGCAGAUCAUUUGGAAUAUCUGCAUGGCGGCGUGAUUUGCAUGCUGGAAUUUUGUUCUGUUUGAUGCAUCUCCGAAUAAGGCCUGAAAGACUUCGUGGGGGAAGAAAAAUAUCCUUGACUUUAAUGUAAUAUUGAAUCACUUUAUUCCUUUUUUAAAAAAAUGUAGUGAAUAACAGCGAACUGUAGCCAGUUUUCCUAACUCUACCUAUUUAGUAUGUUAAUAGGUUUCUUUAAAAUAGGCAUAGAAAAUUGGCAAGUCCAUGCAUGAUAUUGAUAUUAGAUGGGAGUUUAUUUUCUCAAAAUGUGUAAUUUCCUAUGAACUUCAAUGGUAAUUAUUAUCAUUGAUGGCAUGGAGGAUUCCAUUGCUGCACAACUGUAUCUUGAUGUGAAUAUGGAGAUAUACCUGUUAAAGGUCUGGCAUUUACCACCUUGAAAAUUCUGGAUUUGGGUAGAGUUUGUUUUAAAAUGCAAAUGGCAAGAAUAAACCUCCCAAACCCCACUGGUAUCUGAGUUUGAGAGGCUGUUGUGUCUUCUCUUACUUUCUCCAUUCAAACCUUUUGUGGUGUUUUCAACGGCUCCUUUUGUAAAGUGGUUGAAAUUUUUGCAAAGAGGAAUAAAGUCAUAACAUCUGGCAACUCUUUCAGAAUCCAGUGUUACGCCAUGGCCUGGACUUCCCCACUCCUCAGAUUGCACUUCAGUCAUCUGUUGGACUGGUUUUCUGGUUAGUGAGCAUUGCUGAUCCACAUGGCUAACAGUGUGGAAGUUCCAACCUUUAGGAAUCCCUCUCCCACCUCCUUGAUAUUUCACUGGGUUUGGGGCUGGAGGAAUUUCCAUCUCCUAGAUGCCACACACAACCCCUGACCAAGUACAAAACCAUUAUAAAGCCUUCUGCUGACCUCUUGAGUUGGAUUUUCAAUUCCAUUGUCUUUAUUCACAUAUUGUUAAUAUAGAAGUAACAGGAAGAAAUGAUUGUUUUGUUAUAUAAUAUGUACAUGAGUUAUGGUUGCGUUCUGUAGUUUGUGAGGUAAUUGUUCUACUUCAUUAUCAUUUUGUUGUAUAUAACUUGUUUACAUGUUGAAUCAUGCAAGAAAUCUUGCGUUUUGCUUAUGCCUUGACAGAUACAGAGAAAGCUGUAAGUUUUAUAUAUGAAUGUAACUUUAAA